Molecule: messenger RNA, 1008 nt
Organism: Botrytis porri
Lineage: Eukaryota; Fungi; Ascomycota; Leotiomycetes; Helotiales; Sclerotiniaceae
Exons: 1
Coding region: 1-1008 (335 amino acids)
Biological process (GO): protein ubiquitination
Molecular function (GO): zinc ion binding; ubiquitin protein ligase activity
Source: RefSeq, a predicted model, not a curated record
AUGCCACCACAAUUGACCAGAGUCAAUGUAAGUUCUCUCCCAGCAGACCAACGCACCUGUGCGAUCUGUCAGGACGAUCUCGAUGGUGGAGAGAACGGAGAACCUGUUAAAACUGCGUGCAAUCACAUUUUUGAUCGAGACUGCGUUCAACGUUGGCUUGACGACGACCACACUACCUGCCCCAUUUGUCGCGAGGAAAUUCGUAACAUUACUGGUGGGGUAAGAGAAGCGGCAAGAGAUAGGAUUAGACAGAUCAAUAACGCCGCGAGACGUGUUAGAGAUAGAGCAGUUGAGGAAGGAGAACAGAUGAUGCAAGCUCAGGCAGAUUACGGAGGUGGAAAUGAGAAUGAUCAUCUUGAGGGAAAUGUUGGGGAAGAACUUGAACCCAUGCCACUUGAUGUACCUGGGAAUUUUAGUACUCCUACUCCUCCCCGCCACCAUUCUCCGGUCGGGAGGCCAGUGCCGAGAAGACAGUCUUCUCCUCCAAGAAGAUUCCCAUCACCACCUCCCCAUAGAUAUCAUUCCCCGCCAAGAAAUCAUCCCCACUCACCCCCUCCCCCAGUUUUCAGUUCUGCAUCAGGUACCUUUGCAGUGAUGCAACAUUCCGAAGCAACUUACAUCAACGCCCUCGACACCCUUCGAUCCCUCGACACCAAAAUAAUCAACCAAGCCCGCCUAUCCUACGAAGCCAACGUGGUCAAACACGACGCAGAACAGAACGUUCAACUCGCGUUUCAGGAACUCCAACGCGCAGUCCGAUCGGGCGAUCAGGAAACUAUCAAUCUUGCGCUUGCCAUGCAGGAAAGCGUCACGAUGUUGUUGGAUGAUGCGCAUAAUGCGAUGGCGCAGUAUAGUACGCCGUUGAGGGAGUGGAUGGAGGAGAGACCGAGGGCGAGUGAGAGGUUGGAUAGGGCGAGAUUGGUGUUUGCGAGGGAGAGAGAGGGGUUUAUGAGAGGGGUGAGAGGCGAGGGAGUAGAGAGGGGGGGGGGGAGAGGAAUUCGAGCUUGA